Messenger RNA from Mytilus trossulus (common blue mussel), 2295 nucleotides. RefSeq lists its product as uncharacterized. Lineage: Eukaryota; Metazoa; Mollusca; Bivalvia; Mytilida; Mytilidae. Bases 1 to 2295 code for a protein of 764 amino acids. The transcript has 7 exons. The record is from RefSeq and is a predicted model, not a curated record.
AUGAGAAGUUUGUCGUGCCUUAGUCAUGAAGCAGUACAAAAUAGCUGUAAAUCACAUGUUCGCAUUAGAUGUAAAGAAAUUGGCAUUGUCAUCAAAAAGAAAAUCAAUAAAGAAAUAACAGAAAUAGUAAAAAACAAAGACUCCUUAUUAAGGUCAUCAAAUCUUUCUUCCUUCUCCUGGAAAUCCGCCUACAGACAAUUAGAGAAUAAAUGUCCUUUGACAAUGGACUUCCUUCAGACAAUAUGUGGGGAGAAGAAAAAAAAUGAACCGAGACUUGUCACCAGCAUGGCCGUCCUUCUGUUUACCAGAAAUCAGCAAAUGAACACUAUUCAAUCUAUAAACAGUGUGUUAAUGUUCCGAGGACAUGUUAGAACAAAGGUUUAUACUACCUUCAACCGAGCAGGACUUAGUAGUUCCUACAAGUCCACACUGAAUACAAUUGAUAAGCUAUGUGAGAAAUUUGAUGAGCCUGUGAAGAGAUGGACAGAGCAACUCAGCAGUGAAACAAUAGAUCAGAACACUUCAUUAGGUGAUCAUACAUAUUCAGCAACCAGUGAUGAAAGUAAUGUAGAGAACAUUGCCACAGAUGAUAACAUUCUACACAUCCAAAGUCCACCAGUAAUGUACAUAGCAGAACCUAUAACUGAUGCAUGUACAUCUGUUCCACCUGGAACUCCUUUAUGUAGCAUAGAAAACAACACAUCUUAUUACACACCAAUGCAACCAUCAGUAUCAUGUGAAGAAGAUUCUCCAUAUACAACUAAGUCGUCAGAAGCAAUUCAGGAAACAGGUUCUUUCCAAAUCAUUAUGGACAACUUGAAUAUGAACCAAAAGACUAGACACAAGACUGAAGAUACCAGCAACAAGGUGCACAACUUGGUCCAUUCAAUGGUAGUUAAUGAUAGAGCAACACCAACCGACCCGCUAGACGAGAUACACCCUCAAGCUGACAUUCUAUCACUAUCUAAUGAAUUGUUCAUUCCAAGUGACAAUGACAUACACAAUCUGAAUGAAGAUUUUAAAAUUUUGAUCCAAAGAGCUAUAGUAGACAACAUCCCAGGACUAUCUGAGUACCGACAAGUUGUGCAGUACCAUAUACUACAUGAGUUUUCACAACAGGCUGAAAAGGAGAGCACAGUUAUACCAUUAGGAAUUCUUGAGAAGGAUGAAAACAUCACAGAACAAAUGAUUGAUGUAAUUACACAUUUACAACAGUAUGUGCCAAAGAGGGACAAGAAAUUAAAGCCAUUAUUGUUGGGUGGCGAUGCCUUGAGUGUUGAGAGGGGUGAAGCUGCACAGAAAGCCAGAAUUGAUGCAGUGACAUGUGAAGACAGAUUAGAUGGCUUUAUAUGGAAAAGUGAAGAUUGGCAUGGCCAUGUUAUAUCACUACAGGAUACCUUCAACCUCCAUUUCAAGGGUUCUUCAUCUGGUGAAAUGGGAACAUUGUUCCAAUUGAAAAAUAAAUUUGACAGAAGAUGGGAAAUCAGAGAUAAAUUUAAAGACCUCAAUCAUACUUCCGACACUCAAAAGGAGGAAUUCCUGGAAAAACUUUCACAAGACAUAGUAGACAAGUACAUUGCUACAGAAAAAAUUGAUUUAGAAGCAUUUAAACAAACCAAUACACAAGAAGAAGGAAGACAUAUGUGUGGAUAUCCGGGGUGCAAGAAAAGUUUUGCUGUAGAUGGGAAAUGUAGAUCCAAACACAGGUUUCGGUGUCCGUAUAAAGAGUUUGAAGGUGUUAUACAGCCAAAUAAUGAGAAUGACCAACAAUUCCAAAGCACCAUUGAGGUCGAAAAAGAUAAGAAGGAAGACUUUAAACGCAACUACAGCUGCAGUUUGUUGAGGGAUGGGCUUUUUGACUGGUGUAGAGAAGAUGCUGCAAGAGAAAAUGAUGGUGAACGUUUAGUUAGAAUGUGGCGAUUUGACAUUCUAAAAUUCGCUUUAAACAAUCAUGUAAAAUACAGACUAUUAGCUUUUAAAUUACAUGCACAUCUGUUAGCAAUAUUGCCUCCGAAACAAGCCUUUCAAUUGAAAAACAAUCGAACUGUUAACAUACAUGGUGGAAAGGGUGCUAAUGUUCCAGGAGAACUUGCUCUCGAGUUUAUGAACAUGAGGGCAAAAGAUGCGUUAAACUCUCUCAGAGGCAACAUGACAAGUGCUUCAAUUGAAAGGUGCGGGAGAAGUCUCCAAGGCUGCAAUGACAUCAUAGAUUCCUAUACAACAGGAUUAAACCAAUUUUUGGAAAGCCUUCAAACACCAAGCCAUCAAUUCAGAAAGAUAUUGACAUUCUUGUAA